AUGGCGACACAUUCAAAUCCCUCAGCGGCUGGAUCCACGGAGCCCGCGUCAGAGUCCCGUCUUCUUCAACUUCCUCCCGAAUUACGAAACCGAAUCUACGAGUACGCACUCUCCACAGGCCCCUGGCCUCUCUAUUGCAGCUGCGUGGGCACCACAGCUGCUCUGAAGAAGCCGAUCCACAAAGCGAUCUUUCAUCUCGAACCACCCCCGUGGCCUAGAUCUUUCGAACACGACCCGAUUACAGAACUUAACCAGCUCAAGUACGUCUGUCGCCAGCUGCGCGUCGAGGCCGCGGGACUCGAACUCAAGAUCAACAAGGAGAUCAAGAUUUCUCGAACCGACAGGGAUGCACGCAGCCCGAUCUGGGACCUCUUAGUCCUAUUCAGGCAGUAUCCAGUUGCACAACUCAUGUGGCUCUCAAAGAUCAUCAUUGCCGAUGAGGCAUUGAACGUAUGUGACGCCUUCAACGACAAACGUCGUAUAUUCACUGCCCCGGACAUCGCCCAAGCCGCCCAGUUGGCCCGCCGUCAUCCUCGCAUUACUUUCAAAUACAUCGUCGGAGAGUGGAGAAACGACAAGAUGCGCCACCACCAACACCUGCUUCGGGACGAGGACCUUGUAUGGACCCUGACUGAAGCACACGCGUUGGUUAUGGCGCUCCGCGGUACAUGCGCCGACGAAGUUCUCAACGAGCUGUUUGCUUGGUCUUUGGAUCCGGCUGCGCCUCAGGAGUACGGUGGAAAAUGGCGAGGCGGUAUUACUCCAGAGCAGUUGCAGGCGCCUAAUCUGCGGUUCUACCCACGUUUUCCGGAUUUUGACGAAGUGCAGAUCCGCGAAUGGUGUAAACCCUACGAGCCGCAGCGCCUAUCGAAUGGGGAGACGCUGCUGGACGCUUGGAUUCGGCUUCACAAGGAGUGGUGCAAGAACGGCAUUUGA
Trematosphaeria pertusa is the source of this 936-nucleotide messenger RNA. RefSeq lists its product as uncharacterized. The coding region runs from base 1 to 936 and encodes 311 amino acids. The record is from RefSeq and is a predicted model, not a curated record. NCBI's taxonomy places the organism in Eukaryota, Fungi, Ascomycota, Dothideomycetes, Pleosporales, Trematosphaeriaceae. The transcript has a single exon.